Messenger RNA from Schistocerca americana (American grasshopper), 821 nucleotides. RefSeq lists its product as uncharacterized. The record is from RefSeq and is a predicted model, not a curated record. The transcript is spliced from 8 exons. Bases 110 to 769 code for a protein of 219 amino acids. Lineage: Eukaryota; Metazoa; Arthropoda; Insecta; Orthoptera; Acrididae.
CGCGAUUUCCUGCCCACCACUAUGUUGUUGACUGAUCUUAAUCUGGCGCCGUCUCGUGGUUUUGAGGAAAUGUGUGUGUUACAUCUUCCAGACAUAUAGAAUCGCAGCUAUGGACCAGAAGCCACCUGUGUGGAUGAAAAAAGAGGAAACAGAUGACAUAACAUCAAAGUCAGGCUCCAUGGAUCAGGUUUACCCAUCCAGCAUGAAUGUAAAAGAGGAGUUGGAGGUUGGUGCGAAUAAAGAGUUUCCUGGAGAUCCAUUAAAGAAUGAGGAGCCUAGUGCUGGGGUAAAGCAAGAUUCAGAAUUGAAACAUAUGGAUUGCUCUGAGCUUAAUUUUGUUGAAGAUGGAUCUGGAAUCUCUUGGUCCACCGAUUUUAUCAAGGAGGAUCCUGAACUAAAUGUGGAAGUUGAUAUAACUGACAGCAUUGUGGCAACCUCAACAAGCUAUGCAUCCAGUAGUGCAAGGCGACCGCUGUUGGGUGAACGCCUACUGCGCUAUCAGCCGUGGAACCUCUCCUUUCCCGACGACUUCAGUGCGCUGUGCGAUGAGCGGCAGCCAGAGCUGUCGCAGGUGUUCAGCCUAGCUGCCUCACUGUACGCCGCCUAUCGCGUCUACUGGUACGCUGCAGCUGAGUACAUCGAUUUAUUAUACGAAGAUGAAUUCAAGACUGUAGAUGGAGAACCAAAAUAUAUCCUUCAUCCUGUUGGUUUGAACAAAAUGCAAGCAGCAUUUAUAGGGUACAAAAACGCUAUUUCAACAAUACUGUAGAGAUGUAAGGCAGAACGAACAAUAAGAAAUGUGUCAACAACAACUUUUUUUA